GGCGGUAACUUCACCCCCCUCACUACGCGCAACACCUCCAUCGCCUAUAUAUACCGGGUCUUCAUCGCCAACCCUUCCGCCUGACACAUCCGCUUCGCCAUUCCACCGCCUCGCCGGGCGGAGAUUCCUUUGACCUUCGGCUCUUUCUAGCUGCCAUUCGAUCUCGAUUUCGACGGGGGUUUUGGCAACUCGAUCAUUGCAGGAUACAAAUUUAUAUUCGAGGAGCCGUCAUCAAUCUGGCCGUCCCUGGUGUUCCAUGUCCUUGCACCUUGAGGAAGGUGUGGGAUCUGAAGAAUGCUCAGUUGCCUCCUCGUUGCAUUGAGGUUUCCACUCUCCUCGUUUGGCCUUUUAGUUGCACGGUGAAAGGAUCUCCUUUUGACAACGGCUAACUCCUGCAACGAUAGAGAUUUUGGCAGCUGGUUUUUACUGCAAAAGAAUAACUUGAUAGGAUUUUUCCAUAGAUUGCCUUUGCUCAGAUCAAUUGCUGUCCAUGAAAAUGGCAAUAACUGGUUGUUUCUCAGCUCUUUUAGCUAGAAAGAAUUCCAAGGAAAAGAAAAGAUUCAAAAUUGCCUAUAGAUGUGGAGAAUUAAGAGUUAACCCUGAAGAACAAGUUCAUCAACAUGUCCAGACUGUCAUAGCAGGAAUUACUUUUGAUGAACCCAAUCAUGCUGAUCAACUGGCACACAGUUCUGUCGAGGUAGCAAAUCUCGGAGAGCCUAUCCCUUUGAUAGCUCAGGGAAAGAGCCCUGUGGAGAGUGCACAAACCAAAAUGUGUGAUACAAAAAAUCCCAAAUUUGAGCAAACUGAGCCUGGUACUGAAGCAGCGUAUGAAGGAGGUGAUGAACACGAUGAUAGUUUUUCUCCGAGGAAAGCUUUCUCUGAGUUUGAGUUUCAAGUAUUUGAUGUAGACAAGAGAGAACUCAAUUCUGAAAGUUUUGAUGAAGAACUGAAUAUUGAUGGCUCAGAUAGCAGUUUGCUUAAAGAAGAUACUGCAUCUGAAAUGAUUACCUACAAUGGUCAUGCUAGUGAUCCUGGCAUUGGACGAGCAGAAAUAUUGUCCGGACCUCUGCAUCUUAAACGUUCUUGCUCCUACAUUGAGACAAAGAGAUUUGUUAGGUCCCCUGCCAUGACCAAUUCUUCAGAUGAUGUUCUCAACAUAUGUGAGACUGUUGGUGGUCAUGCAACAAAUGCUAUCCCUGGAAGUCCAAAAUCAGUAAUGACAUCUUUCAGUGCAGAUAGGGCAAUGCUAACGAAGAGCUGUUCAUCCCAGGUUCUCCCGUCGAUGGGUGCAAAGCAUAGGUCGGAUCUUUUUCUGUUGAGCCAGAAUAAUUCUCACAACCCUAGGAUGACAGCACCUCAGAGGAUUUCCAUCAAUGGUACCUCUAAAAAUGCUGGUGGCUAUUGUUCCAAUGUGCUUGAGUCAAGGUCAUGUUUUGAAAUGGAUAGCAAGCCAAAAAUGAAGCAAUCAGAAAUUACAACUGCAGAUGACUUGUGGUCUCAGAAUCAUGGGGUUGCUUUUUAUUCAGAGUCUUCAACCUUUGAUAGAGUUGAUGCUUGGGUUCAGAGUCUUGGAGAUGAUUCAUCAUAUCCAAUAGACAGCUAUCAGACUGAUGACCCAGCAGAAGAGGCAACCUCAAAUACAAAUAUUCUCAAGGUGGAAAAAAUCUCAGGAAAGAAACAAACUCAAACUGGCAGGACAACAGGAGAGGAUAUAAUAGAGGACAGCUAUAUCUUCCAACCAUCGUGUUCCUUUCCCCAGACAGUUCACAUUUCUGGUAUGGGUUUGAAAGCUAUUCCUGCAAUUUCAGCCUUCAACAAUCUCCGAUCAGUUAACUUAUCUGGCAACAUGAUAGCCCACAUUUCCUCAGGAAGCCUCCCAAAGAGUCUCCUUACACUUGACUUGUCUAAGAACAAAAUUACAACAAUUGAGGGACUGAAAGAUCUUAUAAGGCUGCGGGUUCUUAAUCUCAGCUACAACAGAAUCUCACGGAUUGGCCACGGCUUUCCAAAUGGCACACUGAUAAAAGAGCUCUAUUUAGCUGGGAAUAAGAUCAGCUACGUUGAGGGUCUCCACAGACUUCUAAAGCUAAAAGUUCUGGACCUGAGCUUCAACAAGAUAACAAUAGCAAAGGCCUUGGGCCAACUUGUUGCCAAUGACAACUCUCUCUUGGCUCUCAACCUGAUUGGCAAUCCAAUUCUGAGCAAUUUUAGCGAAGAGCAACUUCGUAAAACCAUUUGCAGCAUCCUACCUAAGAUAGCCUAUCUGAAUAAGAAGCUCAUUGAUCCUCGGAAGGGACGGGAGGUGGCCUUGCACAGCAUAUCAAAGGCUGCACUUGGGAGCAAUGACAGGUUCUCGCAGAAACAAUUGACAAGGCGAGUGGUCCAGACUACCAGUUCUUCUGGUAAGAGCUGGGGAAGAGAAAGGAACACCUACAGGGGAGCAGGCAGCAGCCUCGGGGAGAGGAGCAGAAUGGACAGAUCAAAGGGCAAGCAUCAACAUUCUAUUACUUCAAGGAAAUGAGAUGAUGAUCCAAUUUUAGAUGUAAUUUGAUUUAGCUUUUAGUAAUAAAUCAGAAAACGUUGUGCUUCUGUUAAACUUGGAAACCUUUACAUCGUGCUUAGUUUAUGAGCUGAGACAGUUGAUGGAAUUAAAUUUAUGUAUUUAUUUUUUUUC
This is a messenger RNA of Zingiber officinale, 2674 nucleotides long. RefSeq lists its product as uncharacterized. Lineage: Eukaryota; Viridiplantae; Streptophyta; Magnoliopsida; Zingiberales; Zingiberaceae. Gene Ontology annotation, molecular function: protein kinase binding. The transcript has 5 exons. The record is from RefSeq and is a predicted model, not a curated record. Gene Ontology annotation, cellular component: cytoplasm. The coding region runs from base 491 to 2521 and encodes 676 amino acids.